AUGAAUCACUUAAUACCCUUGCAAAAUUCAACAUUGUACAUGAAUUUGUCAGAUUUUACGUCAAAUACAGCAAACUACGAAGACAUACCAAGUACACAUUCCAUGAUACCACUAGAUAUAUUGUCGAUUAGUAAACCAAAUUGUUCUAUUGAGAUUAAAAAUUGCACAAAAUCAGUAUUAUCGAUGCAUGUGGUUAAUUCUCAUUGCUGUGGUAGAAGUGAUACAUAUGAUCGAACAACGAUGAAUGAUGAACAAGAUGAACCAAUUUUAUCAAAGUAUUCUGUGUCUCAACUCACUUGUACACUUAAUGGAACAAAUUUUGGUGGUUGUUGUGAGAGAAAACAAGAACAGUUUAAGGAAAUUGAAAAUAAAGAUAGAAAUACAAAUUUAUUAAGUAAUAGAAGUUAUUGA
This is a messenger RNA of Didymodactylos carnosus, 411 nucleotides long. The record is from the annotation of a GenBank genome assembly. Lineage: Eukaryota; Metazoa; Rotifera; Eurotatoria; Philodinida; Philodinidae.